AUGGCAAAUUACAGGUUCAAGGAAGAUUAUCAUACCCAUUUUGACCCAAAAGACUAUCUCAAACAGUACUAUAAAAACUUGAAAGGAGACGAAAAUGAAGAUGGGUCUGUGUUGCCGAUUUUUAAAGCAUUGCACGAGUUUUGGUCGAGCUUUAAUCCUAAGGGCAAGGCGCCAACAGACACGGACGUUCGAUAUCUCGAGUUUGGUGGUGGACCUUCUAUAAUCAACCUCGUUUUUGCUUGCUCAAAAGUGGACCAUAUUGUGUUUUCCGAGUAUGCAGAAAUAAAUCGACAAGCCGUGAAGUCGUGGAUUGCUGGCGACCCAGACGCGCACGACUGGAUGCCUUUAAUUGAAAUCGUUCUUGAACUCGAACAAGGACGUACCAUUGUAGAUGAAGAGAAGCUCGACUUUGUACAAAAUCGCGCUGAUGAACUGAAACGAAAAAUCAAGUCUAUUAUCCCAUGUGAUGCGCACAAUGCUCCAAUAGUCCAACUUGAUAGUGAUGAUGUUGCCAAACCGUUCGACGUUGUGUCCACUAGUUUGUGUUUAGAGGCAUGUGUGUCGUCUGAAGUGCACUACAAGAAUACUGUCGCAGAACUCUGCAAAUUACUCAAACCAAACGGCUACCUAUUUAUGAACGGCGUGCUAGGAGAUACGUUUUAUUAUGUCGGCAAAGAGAAGUUUUAUAACUUUCCCCUAACCGAGAAACUGGUGAAAGAAGCAAUGAUCGAAGCAGGAAUAGAAAUUGAGAAAUUUGUAGCAAUUUCAGACAUUCCAGUAGACUUCUCGGAAGCUUGCGAUGCCACAGCUUUAUUUUACACUUAUGGCAGAAAAUCUGUGGAAAAGUAACAGUCAAC
Paramuricea clavata is the source of this 857-nucleotide messenger RNA. NCBI's taxonomy places the organism in Eukaryota, Metazoa, Cnidaria, Anthozoa, Malacalcyonacea, Plexauridae. The record is from the annotation of a GenBank genome assembly.